This is a messenger RNA of Nycticebus coucang (slow loris), 1117 nucleotides long. RefSeq names its product mitochondrial ribosomal protein L12 (gene MRPL12). Gene Ontology annotation, cellular component: ribosome; mitochondrial large ribosomal subunit. The transcript has 5 exons. Gene Ontology annotation, biological process: mitochondrial transcription; translation. The record is from RefSeq and is a predicted model, not a curated record. The coding region runs from base 351 to 839 and encodes 162 amino acids. NCBI's taxonomy places the organism in Eukaryota, Metazoa, Chordata, Mammalia, Primates, Lorisidae. Gene Ontology annotation, molecular function: structural constituent of ribosome.
GCACUCUGGUCUUGCGCGGCAUGGACGCGGCGAGUACUGGAGUCGGCCUCGCAUGACCUUGGACGAGGAGUACUUGGAGUCCUGCCCCUCUCUGGGCUGCAGUUCUUUUCGUAGCAGGGCCCCGUCAGUGCGGGCCCCGCGUUCGGAAGGCGCUGGGCAACACAUUGCGCCCAAGCUGUGGCUUUUCCGCGCGGGAUUGGCGUUUGGGAUGGUAUUACUUCAAAUGACCGUGUGGGUUUCUCAGGAUCCUUGGAGAAUUUAACUGGGAACCUCUUUAUCCUCUUGGACCCUCUGGAAGUCUGAGAACCCUGGCCAGGCAACAGGUGCCAGGUGUUUGUGCAGUGCGACAGAUGAGGAGCAGCAGCCAAAGGAAGGGUGAGGCCCUGGCAAGUGCUCCACUGGAUAAUGCCCCCAAGGAGUAUCCCCCCAAAAUCCAGCAGCUGGUCCAGGACAUUGCCAGCCUCACGCUCCUGGAGAUCUCAGACCUCAAUGAACUUCUGAAGAAAACAUUGAAGAUCCAGGAUGUGGGCCUCAUGCCGACGGGUGGGAUGGUGCCUGGUACUAUCCCCACUGCAACAGCCCCUGAGGUGGUAGAAGAAGAUAUCCCCAAACAAAAAGAACGUACACAUUUCACUGUCCGCCUGACAGAAGCAAAGCCAGUAGACAAAGUGAAGCUGAUCAAAGAAAUCAAGAACUACAUCCAGGGCAUAAACCUUGUCCAGGCAAAGAAGCUGGUAGAGUCACUGCCCCAGGAAAUCAAAGCCAACGUUGCCAAAGCAGAGGCUGAGAAGAUCAAGGCUGCCCUGGAAGCUGUGGGUGGCACCGUUGUUCUGGAGUAGCCUCUGGCUUUGAGGACUUGUGUUCAGGGUCCCUGGGACCCUGGUGGGGCCCUGCCUACUAUCUAUGCCGCCUGCUCUUACCCCCAGCACCAGGGAGUGGAGGAGUGACAGCUGCUGGUUCCAGGUGGCCAGGUCAGCCUGGUCAGGCAGAUGGACCUACUAUGACCAGAGAGAGGGACAGCUGCUGCCUGCGUGAGGCACCGGGAGAAUGAUGUGAGGACACCCAAGAGACAUUGUCCUCUGGUGGCUGCUGAGAAAAAUACAGUGUGCAGCUUGCA